Messenger RNA from Caenorhabditis bovis, 462 nucleotides. The record is from the annotation of a GenBank genome assembly. Lineage: Eukaryota; Metazoa; Nematoda; Chromadorea; Rhabditida; Rhabditidae.
AUGGCCGACCAACGGUGUUUGAUAUUCACCAGUGGAUAUUUUUGCUAUGUGAAGCGAUGGAUACGCGAUGAUGCGAAUGGGGAACGCUAUAAAUUGAUAUCCAUCGAUAUAUUGCGAAUGGCGUCAACUCGGUUGCCACCGAUCGAGGACGAGCCGAUCCUCAAAUUCUUCUACUUCGGACCACCGCGCUCAAAUUCCGCAUCGGCGGCACGACGAUCAUGGCAUCAUCGCGAAGAAAUGCUCGUCAUUCAUGAAUCGUCGCGUCCGCGACCCUAUUCCUAUUCGUUCACUGGAACGCCGAUCGGCGAAUUGGCGCCGAGACCGCCGCCGCUUGUUCUGCCGGCGAGAUGUCGAACAACCGCACCGCUCAAAACGAAUAAGAAGAAAAAGAAGAGCAAGAUGAAGGCGCUUCAGAAGUUCAAGGUGCUUAACUGCUUCCUCGCGUGCUUUCAUUGUGUUUAA